Neltuma alba is the source of this 3789-nucleotide messenger RNA. Its product is annotated as pentatricopeptide repeat-containing protein At3g09040, mitochondrial-like. The transcript has 2 exons. Lineage: Eukaryota; Viridiplantae; Streptophyta; Magnoliopsida; Fabales; Fabaceae. Gene Ontology annotation, biological process: RNA modification. The record is from RefSeq and is a predicted model, not a curated record. Gene Ontology annotation, molecular function: RNA binding; protein binding. Bases 98 to 3175 code for a protein of 1025 amino acids.
UGCAGCAGAAUCAGUUUAUUCCCUUCGGUUGUAACAGUAUGCAUAAGGGAAGGAUGCAUUUUUGUCCAUUGCAAGGUUAGGGAUUGUUGCUCAGUCAAUGCACGUUAAACUUCAAUGUUCCUUCAGAUCUUUUGGCGUGCCAAACUCUCUAUUAUGCCAUUACUACCUAACUUCUAUUCUUCAAUAUUCAACUAUUCCACAUAAUCGGAACUUAGAAGAGCAUCAUCUAUAUGGUCAUCUGCUGCAGUCUUGCUUACAGCAAUGCAGGCAAAUCAAGCAUCACUAUCUUUUUGAUGAAAUUUCUGAGAGACGAUCAGGGAUCUCAAGAAUUAGUAAAAUCAUUCAUGCCCAUGGCAUUAAAAAUGGAAUUGGGUCAAAAGGGUUACUUGGAAAUGCCAUUGUUGAUCUCUAUGCUAAAUGUGGCAAUUUGGGCUUUGCUGAGAAUGUGUUUGCUCAGCUGGAUAAUAAGGAUUUGUUGGCUUGGAAUUCACUUCUUGUUAUGUACUCCAAAAAUGGGUUGCUGGAGAGGGUUCUUCAGUGUAUUGGGUCUCUAAGAGAUUAUGGCCAAUUGCCUAAUGAAUUCACUUGUGCUAUUGCUCUGUCUGUAUGUGCUAAACUGAAGAAUGUUGAAUAUGGCAGAUUUUUUCAUUGUUGGGUAAUCAAGAGAGGUUUUGCAUCAUUUUCUUUUUGUCAGGGUUCUCUUAUUGAUAUGUAUGCCAAAUGCAACUGCAUAAGAGAUGCUCAAAAGGUAUUUGAUGGGGCUUUGAAUUUAGACAUUGUUUCUUGGACUGCAAUAAUAUCUGGUUACAUUCAAGGCGGUUUACUGGAGGAGGCCAUAAAAAUGUUUGAGAAAAUGCAAAAAUCUGGUUUUUAUCCAGACCUAGUUGUGCGCAUAACCAUUAUGAAUGCAUACUUGAGCUUAGGAAGGGUGAAAGAUGCAUGUGAAUUGUUUAUGCAGAUGCCCACUCGCAAUGUUGUAGCAUGGAAUGUAAUGAUUUCAGGUCAUGCCCGCAGAGGUCGUAAUGAGGAGGCUAUCACCUAUUUCCUUGAAAUGAGGAAGGCUGGCAUAAAAUCCUCAAGAUCCACUCUGGGGAGUGUUUUGCGCUCAAUUGCCUGUUUAGAGGCUCUGGAUUAUGGCUUGUUAGUUCACGCGGAGGCAAUCAAACAAGGUUUGGAUAACAAUAUAUAUGUAGGAAGUUCUCUGAUCAAUAUGUAUGGUAAGUGUUUCAUGUUGGAUGCUGCAAAGCUAGUCUUUGAUGUAAUAGAUGAAAAAAACAUUGUCAUAUGGAAUGCGAUGCUUGGAGUCUAUGCACAGAAUAAUUAUGUUGACGAGGUUAUGGACUUGUUCUUCUGCAUGGUGAGAUGUGGUAUGGGCUUGGAUGAAUUUACAUACACCAGCAUUUUGAGCUCAUGUAGUUGCCUAAAAUACCAAGAAAUGGGUCGCCAAUUGCAUUCUAUUAUUGUCAAGAAAAGAUUUACAUCUAAUUUAUUUGUGAAUAAUGCAUUGAUAGAUAUGUAUGCUAAAGCUGGGACUUUGAAGGAUGCUAGAAAGCUAUUUGACCUCAUGCCAAAUCGAGAUAAUAUAUCUUGGAAUGCAAUUAUUGUUGGAUAUGUGCAGCAAGAAGAUGAGACUGAGGCUUUCAACUUGUUUCAGAGAAUGAUUGGCCAUGGUAUUGUGGCUGAUGAGGUGUCUUUGACUAGCAUACUCAGUGCUUGUGGAAAUGUUAAGGUCCUGGAAGGAGGACUGCAAGUCCAUUGUCUGUCAGUUAAGUUAGGUUUGGAAAGAAGACUUUGUGCUGGAAGUGCUCUUAUUGACAUGUAUUCUAAGUGUGGGGCCAUUGGAGAUGCACAAAAAGUAUUUUCUUGCAUGCCAGAGUGGAAUGUUGUCUCCUUAAAUGCUCUGAUUGCAGGGUAUGUUCAUAACAAUACCAAAGAAGCUUUUAAUCUUCUGCAUAAGAUGCUAAUCAUGGGACUGGAGCCAUCUGAAGUUACAUUCGCAAGCCUUAUAGAUGCUUGUAGGCCGCAAAAUAUAACGUUAGGCAUGCAGCUCCAUGGUGUCAUCUUAAAGAGGGGUCUUUUGUGCCGUAGUGAAUUGUUAGGCGUCUCUUUGUUGGGCAUGUAUACGGAAUCUCAAAGAAUUGCAGAUGCAAAUGUUCUUUUCUUGGAGUUUUUCAAUCUCAAAAGCAGGGUAUUAUGGACAGCUUUAAUUUCUGGACACACACAAAACGAUUGCAGUGAAGAGGCCCUGACCUUGUUCUGGAAAAUGCGUGAGAACAGCAUUUUACCUGACCAAGCCACAUUUGUUAGUGUUCUUCGAGCUUGUGCUCUCUUAUCUUCAUUACAAGAUGGGGAAAAGAUACAUUCUCUAAUUUUCCACACUGGUUUUGACUCAGAUGAGUUAACUAGCGGUGCUCUAGUAGACAUGUAUGCUAAAUGUGGAGACGUAAGAAGUUCUGAGAAAGUUUUCAAAGAAAUGAAUUCUAAAAAUAAUGUUAUUUCUUGGAACUCAAUGAUUGUUGGAUUUGCCAAGAACGGGUUUGCAGGAAAUGCCCUUAACAUAUUCAAUGAGAUGACACAAUCAAGUGUUAUGCCAGAUGAUGUCACAUUCCUUGGGGUGCUUACUGCAUGCAGUCAUGCAGGUUGGGUUCCUGAAGGCCGCCAAAUUUUUGAUAUGAUGAUCAAUCAAUAUGGUAUUCAGCCCAGAGUAGAUCACUAUGCCUGCAUGGUUGAUCUUCUUGGUAGAUGGGGUUUUCUUAAAGAAGCAGAGGAGUUCAUUGAAAAACUAGAUGUUGAAUCCAAUGCUAGGAUUUGGGCCUCACUGUUAGGCGCUUGCUGUAUACACGGAGAUGAGAAAAGGGGGCAACAGGCAGCUGAGAACCUCAUUAAGUUAGAGCCUCAAAAUUCCGCUCCUUAUGUACUGCUUGCUAAUAUAUAUGCGGCAUCAGGACAUUGGAAACAAGCAAGGUCUUUGAGGAAAACAAUGAUAGAGAAAGAAGUCCAAAAGAUGCCGGGAUUUAGCUGGAUUGUAGUGGGGCAAAACACAAACAUAUUUGUUGCUGGUGAUAAAUCACAUUUUAGUUCAGAUGAAAUCUAUGAAACUUUGAAGCAUCUUACGGCACUAAUGAAAGAGGAUAGAUUUCAGGAAGGUGGAGCUUUUCAGGUUUCUCAAAUUUAGUCAUUUGAAAUAGUUGAAGUUCUGCAGUUGACUCUAGUUUGCUGCCUGACUGAACAUGAUUUUGCAUCUUUUGCUGUAAGGGACACAGAGAGAGAUAAGAUAUGUGCAACUCCUCUUUUCCCUUUUUUUAUUAAUUAUUUUUAAUUUUACAUUUCUUAGGAAUUUUAGAUGCUAAUAGGGAAAAAUUUUGUUAAGUUGAACAUGAUACAUUUAUUGAGUGGUGGCAAUUCUACUUGUUUCUUCCAAUGCUUAAUUAACUGUUUUCUUGUUUUCUGGUUGUUUUGUGUCACGAUGUUAUUAUAUAAUGGAAAAACUUAUUUUCUGGUUUAACGACUUUAGAAGACUUUGAAGUGCUUUCAUAUGGUUCAUUAAUUUUUAUAUUAACAUCUGUGGCACUAGAAACUUCCAAGAUAUUGUAGCUUAAAGCACAAUAGUUAACUACAGGAUUCAAAAGAUAUGAUUUGCUCAAAUUUUUGUACAUAAAUACUCUUGGAGGCUGAAUUUUUUUGGGCAGGAAAUAAUCUAAGGAGAUGCUUGAAGUGUGCUCAUAAAACCUCACCCAUAUUGAUGCACCUAAUCACUACUUCAAGUAUUUUGCUGAUUAGACUGAAUCC